CCAGGGGGAACUUGAAACAGUCUAACGGACAAAGGGGGGAAAGUCAUGCAGUCACUCCUGCGCGCAACAGAUAUUCACUGCAAAGUAUGUGAUUUAUUGCAGUUCAUGUGUUAACCGAGUUUUUGUGUUUAAGAUUAUCGAACAAUAUGCCACCGAAAGCACAGUUUGCGUAAUAUUUUAUUCCGUGAACGUGAGGCGUUAGUUACAGACGGAACUUCCAAAGACAAUGCAGACGAGCAGAAGUUUGCGUCUCUUUUUGGCACUGACGUUGCCGUGCUGUUUCGUGGCGUCUGGACAAUAUCACGGAGAUAGUGGACUCGCCGUCCCUGAUCAUGGAUUCUGUCAGCCGAUAACCAUCCCUCUGUGCACGGACAUAGCUUAUAAUCAGACUAUAAUGCCGAACUUGGUGGGCCACUAUAACCAAGAAGAUGCGGGUUUGGAGGUCCAUCAGUUUUACCCGCUGGUCAAGGUACAGUGCUCUCCCGAACUCAAGUUCUUCCUGUGCUCCAUGUAUGCACCCGUGUGUACAGUUCUGGAGAAAGCCAUCCCCCCGUGUCGCUCCAUUUGCGAGAGGGCAAAGCACGGCUGCGAGGCCCUCAUGAACAAGUUCGGUUUCCAGUGGCCAGAGCGCUUGAGAUGUGAAAAUUUCCCCGUGUUGGGUGACGGACACAUUUGCGUAGGUCAGAACGACUCCACGGCCACAGUGUCACCCGUUCACAUGCCUGUUCCAGGAACACCCGGAGUUCAUGUGUACUCGACGCCGGACAAACCAUUCCGCUGUCCGUCAGUGCUCAAAGUCCCGUCCUACCUCAGCUACAAGUUCUUGGGUGAGUUGGACUGUGGUGCGCCAUGUGAGUCCUCCAAAACGCACGGCGCCUAUAUGUUCUUCAUGGACCAGGAGAUUGAAUUUGCCCGGAUUUGGAUCCUUAUAUGGUCCUCUCUUUGCUGUGCCUCCACAUUAUUUACUGUAACCACAUAUUUAGUGGACAUGCAGCGUUUUAAAUACCCUGAGCGCCCUAUUAUCUUUCUGUCUGGUUGCUAUACCAUGGUCUCCAUUGCAUAUAUUGCUGGCUAUUUCCUUGGGGAUAAAGUUUCGUGCAAUGAGAGCUUUUCCCCCGAUGGCUAUAAAACCAUUGUUCAGGGUACAAAAAAGGAAGGGUGUACCAUUCUUUUCAUGAUGCUGUAUUUCUUCAGUAUGGCCUCAUCUAUUUGGUGGGUCAUCCUGUCUCUUACCUGGUUCCUGGCUGCGGGUAUGAAAUGGGGCCAUGAAGCUAUUGAAGCCAAUUCCCAGUACUUUCACCUGGCUGCCUGGGCCGUUCCAGCCGUAAAGACUAUUAGUAUCCUGGCCAUGGGGCAGAUUGAUGGAGAUGUUUUAAGUGGUGUCUGCUUUGUGGGCCUGAAUAACCUGGAUCCAUUGAGGGGCUUCGUGCUGGCCCCCCUCUUCAUCUACCUCUUCAUCGGCACCUCCUUCCUCCUCGCUGGUUUUGUGUCGCUCUUUCGCAUUCGCACCAUAAUGAAGCACGACGGCACCAAGACAGAGAAGCUGGAGCGCUUGAUGGUUCGUAUAGGCGUCUUCUCGGUUCUCUACACCGUCCCGGCUACUAUCGUCAUCGCCUGUUUUUUUUACGAGCAGGCCUUUAGACAGCACUGGGAAAGGAGUUGGAUCAGUGCAAACUGUAAGAGCCUGGCCAUUCCCUGCCCCAUGCAACCAGCUCCACACAUGACUCCUGACUUCACCGUAUUUAUGAUCAAGUACCUCAUGACUCUUAUUGUGGGAAUCACUUCAGGAUUCUGGAUCUGGUCUGGAAAGACGCUGCACUCUUGGAAGAAGUUUUACACACGUUUGACCAGCGGCGGGCAAGGGGAGACCACAGUGUAAAACAGCAGAUUGUGAAUUUUGUGCACAUUCUUAAGCAAUAACUGACUUAAUUUCAGAAAUACAAACAGUUAAAAUCUCAAAAAAUAAAGUGCCUUCAUUUGUCAGUAUUUGAAAGGAAUUAUGCCUAUAGCCUUGUUUCUAUAAGUACCAAAUGUCAGACAUUAUGAGACUUUUUAGUGAGUUUUUGGACUCUCAAGUGGAAAGAGAAGUGGCACGUAAGCCACUUGGUUUCUCCAAACAAACAUGGUCAAUUUGAUACCAAGUGCAGAAAUGUUUUCCACCCCAUUCUGUUGCCCCCCUGUUUUUUCUCAUAAGCUGCUGGCCAUAAAAACCUUUUUGGAAAGUGAGAUACCAGCUGGGAAUUCAACAAACGACAAAGCAAACAGAGCUGUGGGGGAGGAAAGCUUGAAAGGGGAUGACAUGUCAUCUAAUAAGUCAGGCAGUUGUGUUAAGUGUAAUUAAAACAUUGUAAAUAAUAUUUGUAAAAAGCAGUAUUUGAACAUUAUUAUAUAUUUCUAUUUAAGCAAUUGUAUUUUUUUUUGUGUGUUUUCAAGUUUGAUACUUUCUUACAGUAGUAUCAAGAAUUUGAUUUGGUGCUACUAGUCUCGCUCUCUCAUAUCAGAUAGCGUUCUAUACUCAUGUUUGUCUCUCUGUUUCGCAUUAAAGUUGCUGUAAAUAAUAAGCUCUCCUCUGCUAUCUCUCCUAAACAUUAUGCAGUAAAUCACUGAAAGAAAAACUCCUUCCAGUGUUGUCUAUGUAUGCAUAUAGACUUGGCAUAGAAGUGACAGCUAACCCAUGGGUGUCAAACUCAGUUCCUGGAGGGCCGCAGCCCUGCAGAGUUUAGUUCCAGCCCUGCUCUAAAAUGCCUCCUUGUAAUCUUCAAGAACUCCUGAAGACCUUGAUUGGCUGCUUCAGGUGUGUUUAAUUAAGGUUGGAGCUAAACUCUGCUGGACUGUGGCCCUCCAGGAACCAAGUUUGACACCCCUGAGCUAACCGUUAUUCACAUGUGUAACCCAUCUGUAUGUAAUUGACUGUUAUUCAGAUUUCCAUUAGAUCCUAGACCCUGUGUAUCAGAGGGUCACAGUUCAGGAUGAGUUUGGAAUGUGUGUGUGUGUCAGAGAGAGAGAGAGUAAUGUUUAAACAGACCUUAUUUUGUUUCAAUGUGGUGUGGAGCAAGCAGUCAUUGAAGAGCAAAUGGUUCUCGCAUGGUCCUGAGAGCUGAGGCAUGUGAAGAAAAAAGCACAUGAUAAUAUGAUUCUGUGUGUCUAGGUCAAAAACCUGCUUUAUAAAACUUUUAUU
Messenger RNA from Myxocyprinus asiaticus (Chinese sucker), 3178 nucleotides. Its product is annotated as frizzled-2-like. The coding region runs from base 227 to 1879 and encodes 550 amino acids. The record is from RefSeq and is a predicted model, not a curated record. NCBI's taxonomy places the organism in Eukaryota, Metazoa, Chordata, Actinopteri, Cypriniformes, Catostomidae. The transcript has a single exon. Gene Ontology annotation, biological process: non-canonical Wnt signaling pathway; canonical Wnt signaling pathway. Gene Ontology annotation, molecular function: Wnt-protein binding; Wnt receptor activity. Gene Ontology annotation, cellular component: plasma membrane.